Messenger RNA from Aspergillus steynii IBT 23096, 1116 nucleotides. Its product is annotated as homoserine dehydrogenase. Bases 1 to 1116 code for a protein of 371 amino acids. Gene Ontology annotation, molecular function: aspartate kinase activity; homoserine dehydrogenase activity; NADP binding. The transcript is spliced from 2 exons. Lineage: Eukaryota; Fungi; Ascomycota; Eurotiomycetes; Eurotiales; Aspergillaceae. The record is from RefSeq and is a predicted model, not a curated record. Gene Ontology annotation, biological process: L-homoserine biosynthetic process; aspartate family amino acid biosynthetic process.
AUGGCUAGCCCUAUCUACCUCGGUGUCAUUGGCGUCGGCGGCGUCGGAACUGCUUUCCUGAACCAACUCGCCCGUCUCCCCAACGCUCCCCAGCUCGUCCUCCUCGCCCGCUCCACGCAGACCCUCCUCUCGCCGACACCGGCCUACUCGCCCUCCAUCCCCGCCACGUCCGACUGGAAGACCGCCGUCGAGACGCCCUCGCUCACCAAGUCCGGCCCUCUCUCCGCCGACGAGAUCGCCGCCUACCUCUCCGCCGCCCCCGGCCGCUCCAUCCUCGUCGACAACACCAGCGACCCCGCCCUCGCCGGCUCCUACCCCGUCUUCCUGCGCAAGGGCAUCUCCGUCGUCACCCCCAACAAGAAGGGCUUCUCGUCCGACCUCACCCUGUGGAAGGACAUCUUCUCCGCCGCCGCCCAGGGCCAGGCCCUCGUCUACCACGAGAGCACCGUCGGCGCCGGCCUCCCCGUCAUCUCGACCCUGCGCGACCUGGUCGCCACCGGUGACGAGGUGACUCGCAUCGAGGGUGUCUUCUCCGGCACGCUCUCCUUCCUGUUCAACACCUUCGCGCCCCUGGCCGCCGGCGGCGCGUCCGCCAAAUGGAGCGAGGUCGUCGCCCAGGCCAAGGAGCUGGGCUACACCGAGCCCGACCCCCGCGACGACCUGAACGGCAUGGACGUGGCGCGCAAGCUGACCAUCCUGGCCCGCAUCGCCGGCCUAGACGUCCAGGCCCCCGACUCGUUCCCCAUCGAGUCGCUGAUCCCCGCUGAGCUGGCCUCGCUGCCCUCCACCGCCGACGGCAUCACGCAAUUCAUGACCCGCCUGCCCGAGUUCGACGGCCAGAUGUCCGCCGUCAAGGAGGGCGCCGAGAAGCAGGGCAAGGUGGUGCGAUAUGUCGGCAGCAUCGACGUCGCCAAGAAGGAGGUGCGCGUGGGCCUGCAGCAGUUCGAUCGCGACAGCGCCAUUGCCGGCCUCAAGGGCAGCGACAAUAUCAUCAACUUCUACACCAAGCGGUACGGCGGUAACCCGUUGAUCGUGCAGGGCGCCGGCGCCGGUGGCGACGUCACCGCCAUGGGUGUCACUGCCGAUCUGAUCAAGGUGAUCGAGCGGUUGCGUUAG